AAAAAUCAACUACCAAAAAUCAAGUGCGAGCGAUGACCGUGGUGACGGGAGCAGCUUUCAACAUUAAUGUCUAUAAGGGGGUGGUGGUUGUGGCGUGUUUUUACUAAAUUAUACAAAUCAGCUUUACCUCAAUCUCAAGCUAGUUGCAGUCAUACAAUCUUAUAUAUUCAUUUUGCUCUAAUGGUGCUCAUUUCAUUCCAAUGCUAAAAAUUUUACUUUUUAAGCAAGGUCGCUUGAACUCUUCAAAAUUUUCCAGGUACGUGUCGAAUCCUCCAAAAGUAGUGCAUUUUCUGAGGAUAUGGCGCGGGGGGUGCAUCAACAUUUUUGGAUAGUCCGAGUAACAUAGAUUUUAAGACAUAUUAGGGGUUCUCUAUGAUAAUCAUUUAGGAGAGAAGUUCAAUAUUGAUUGCAGAAUGCUGAAGGCAAAGCUUAUUCUUGAUAUUUCUAAGAAUGCAAAGAUCUAUUGGUUUAGGACAAAGAAUGUAACGUAGCAUUUCGUGUUGUGCUCCUUUUUAAUCUAUCUUAUUUUUCCACUUGUUGCGUCAAAGAAAGAUAACCUUAUAAGAGAGAGAUAAGAGAAUAUUGAUUUUGACAUUUGAAAGCAGCACAAACGUGGAUGCCUAGAAGAGUACUUGAAGAGUAGGGUUGACUUAAUAAUUGAUAUUCAAGUUGGACAAGAAUUAUCAAUUGUUCAAGAAAAUGUAAGUUUAUUUACUUACCAACAUUACCAAAUUACUUAAACCCAUCUAUUAGACUUUCAUAAUAAAAAUUGUUUAUUACUGCCCAUAUCUCUAUUAUUUGUCAUUGGCAAAGGGAGAGUUAAUUUACAGAGAAAUUCAAUUUUGAAUGAUUCUAUUGGAUGACAACAUUAUGAUUGGAAUACUCUUAAGUGACUGAUGAUAAUUUACAAUGCUGUAAAUAUGGUGUAAUGCUGCAAAGGAAAAACUAUUAACUUUAUGUAUAAAAAAUACGUAUUAGUUUAAGUACUUGGAAUUUGGUUUUAUUAAAUUUUACUUAUUUUCUUGUAGAAUAUUAACUUUAGAGAGUCCACUAUACCUAUCGACUAGCUAACCAUUUUACUCUUUCCUUGAGAUAAUGCGUAUUAGCAUGUAAAGAUAUCCAAAACCUUCUUCAACAUGUAACUCUCUUUGGUGCUUCGUGUGGGGUAUUGAAGUUGUUAUGCAUUAGAUAGAUAACAAAUCCCUCUUGCAUGUAUGUGUAAUCCCCUAAUGUUUAUCAGCACAUAUGUGGGUUCUAAUUUAGUGUUUAAGUGUCUAUGGAAUUUAAUAUUUUAAUUACAUUGGACGAAUCUUAUCCAGUACUAUGCUGCUGUUGCUAUGAAGACGUCCAGUUAUUUGCUUCAUCUUCAAUAAAUUGAAUCUAGAAUGACUCAAUUUAGUACAGAUGUAAAAGUAUCUCUUGUCAUCGCUUUUUUUUCUUCUACAUUUUCUCUUUUUUAUCAAAUAGAAUAGUAGAGCACAAUUUGAAAAUGGUUCUAGUCAGUGUCACUCGGUUUUCUAUCCCGCUCUUUUGCAGGGACUGAUUUUGCCAAGAUGCUGCUUGAUUCAUGCUGUAGCCUUUUGAUUCUUUUACAAUUCAAGUGAACUGAAUUAAAGUUAAAUCAUGAUGGGGUGCCUUAAUCAGCAGAAUGAAGUCCAUUCUCCAUUUUCAGAACCCAAGGAUUGUACGAAAUUGGUGCCUUUAAAAGGUGCCUUAGCAUGUAUGGUAAAUUCCGAAAUUGGUGCUGUUUUGGCCGUUAUGAGGAGAAAUGUAAGGUGGGGAUUUCGUUAUGCUGAUGAUGAUGAUCAACUAGAGCAUCCUCUCAUCCAUUCUUUCAAGGAAUUGCGGAAAAAUAUCUUCUCAUGGAUACAUCAUUGGAACAGUGUUGAUCCGCUCAUAUAUCUACAGCCCUUCUUGGAUGUGAUUCAAUCUGAUGAAACUGGUGCACCAAUAACUGGUGUCGCAUUGUCAUCUGUUUACAAAUUCUUAACCCUUGAAAUAAUUGAUUCAGCUAUCUUGAAUGUGGACAAAGCUUUGCAUCAGAUAGUUGACACCGUAACAAGUUGCCGCUUUGAAGUGACUGAUCCUGCCUCCGAGGAAGUGGUGCUGAUGAAGAUACUUCAGGUUCUUUUGGCUUGCAUGAAAAGUAAGGCAUCAGAAAAUUUGAGUAAUCAUCAUGUGUGCAACAUUGUAAACACUUGCUUUCGGCUUGUUCAUCAAGCUACUGCCAAAAGCGAACUACUGCAGAGAAUAGCAAGACACACAAUGCAUGAGUUGGUGAGACAUAUUUUCUCUCACCUGCCUAACAUUGACAGCAGAGGGCAUGAAUUUGAUCAGCGAAGCAGAUUGGCUGCUGACACAGAGGCAGGCGAAAAACAACAUGACAAUGGUUGUGUUAGUGCAGAAUCGACUGGUAAGUCAGUAUCGACUGCAGUUCCUUCAAAUGCAUCAUCAGUCAGCAAGAGGGAUGAAACAGCAGACGAGAAAGCUCAAAAGGAGGAGAUUGCUUGUAACAGAGAAAAUUCUAUGAUGGAUCCGCAUGGGAUACCUUGCAUGGUGGAGAUAUUUCAUUUCCUAUGUUCUCUUCUGAAUGUGAUGGAGUCCAUUGAAAUUGGUUCAAGAUCCAACCCUAUAGCAUAUGAUGAAGAUGUUCCCUUGUUUGCGCUGGGUUUAAUUAAUUCAGCCAUAGAAGUAAGUGGUGCUUCUCUUGGAAAUCAUCCUGAGUUAUUGGCUCUGAUACAGAAGGAGUUGUUCCACAAUCUGAUGCGUUUUGGCUCGUCAAUGAGUCCUUUAAUUCUUUCAACAGUUUGUAGCAUUGUUCUAAAUCUGUAUCACCAUAUGCGUACUAAGUUAAAACUACAGCUUGAAGCUUUCUUCUCUGGUGUGUUAUUGAGGAUUUCCCAAAGCAAGCAUGGAGCUUCUUAUCAGCAGCAAGAGGUUGCCAUGGAAACUCUUGUUGACUUCUGCAGGCAGCUUAUGUUCAUGCCUGAGAUGUAUGCAAAUUUUGACUGCGACGUAUCUUGCAGCAAUGUUUUUGAAGACCUUGCAAACUUGUUAUCAAAAAGUUCCUUUCCGGUCAACACUCCGCUAUCAGCUUUAAAUACGCUUGCCUUGGAUGGUCUAGUUGCCAUGAUCCAGGGUAUGGCCGAGAGAAUAAGCCAGGAUUCAUUAGUUUCUGAACAAGCUUCAGUAGAUCUGGGUGAAUAUAGACCAUUUUGGACAGAGAUAUGCAAGGACUACAGUGAUCCUAAUCAUUGGGUUCCAUUUGUUCGUAAGAUGAAGCUCAUAAAGAGGAAAUUGUUGAUCGGAGUUGAUCACUUUAACCGAGAUCCAAAAAAGGGUAUGGAAUUUCUCCAAGGAGUGCAUUUGUUACCUGAGAAACUUACCCCAAAAAGUGUAGCAUGCUUUUUCAGGUAUAUGAAUGGCAUAGAUAAGAAUCUUCUCGGGGAUUUCCUGGGAAGUCAUGAAGACUUCUAUAUUCAAGUGCUUCACGAAUUUGCUGGAACAUUUGAUUUUCGGGACAUGAACUUAGACAUAGCCUUGCGAAUCUUUUUGGAGACUUUCAGAUUGCCUGGAGAGUCGCAGAAAAUACAGAGGGUGCUUGAGGCAUUUGCUGAGAGAUAUUACGAGCAGUCACCAAAUAUUCUGGCCAAUAAAGAUGCUGCACUGUUGUUGUCAUAUUCACUUAUCAUGCUUAACACAGAUCAACACAAUACACAGGUCAAAAAGAAGAUGACAGAGGAAGAUUUCAUCCGCAACAACCGGAGAAUAAAUGGAGGAAAUGACCUCCCUCGGGAAUUUUUGUCUGAGCUUUACCACUCCAUCUGUGAGGAUGAGAUCCGGAUUAUCCCAGAUCGAGGUGCUGGUACCCCGAUGAUGGCACCAAGUCAUUGGAUUGGUCUAGUUCAUAAAUCAAGGCAAACUUCCCCGUAUAUUGUUUGUGAUCCUGGUCCUUAUCUUGAUUACGAUAUUUUUGCUAUGUUGUCUGGUCCUACAAUUGCUGCCAUCUCAGUGAUUUUUGAUAAUGUGGAGCAAGAGGAUGUUUGGAAAACAUGUAUCAGUGGAUACCUUGCCAUUGCCAAAAUUGCAGCUGCCUAUAGCUUCGAUGAUGUGUUAAAUGAUUUGGUAGUAUCUCUUUGCAAGUUCACUACCCUAUUGCUUCCAUCUUAUGUUGAUGAAUUUAUUGUUGCAUUUGCGGAAGAUGGUAAAGCUAGACUGGCCACAUUAGCAGUCUUCACAAUAGCAAACAAAUACGGUGACCACAUUCGCUCUGGUUGGAAGAACAUCCUGGAUUGCAUUUUGAGUUUGCACAAAUUUGGCCUUCUUCCCACACGUCUCUUUAAUGAUGCUGCUGAUGACUUAGAGCCUCCUGCUGAUGCGGACCCCAGGAAACCUGCUGCACUUUCUCCAUCACCAUCUCAUGUUCCUUCUUUGGCUCCAUCAAGGAAAUCAUCUGGCUUAAUGGGCGUAUUUAGCCAACUGUUAUAUCUUGAUGCAGAAGAACCUGCACCACAGCCAACUGAAAAACAACUUGCCGAACGUCAGCAGACUCUUCAGACGAUUCAGAGUUGUCAAAUUGAUAGCAUCUUUGCUGAGAGUAAAUUUUUGCAAGCAGAAUCCCUGUUGCAGCUUGUUCGCGCCCUUGUGUUGGCUGCGGGCCAGCCUCGCAAAGGAACUAACUCUCUGGAAGAUGAAGAGACUGCAGUAUUUUGUCUAGAGUUGCUUAUUGCUAUCUCAAUAAAUAACCGGGACAGAAUAAUGCUUCUUUGGCAGGUUGUUUAUGAUCACAUAGCAAGUGUUGUCCAUUUGACAACAAUGCCGUGUACUUUGGUAGAGAAGGCUGUCUUUGGUCUGCUUCGCAUAUGCCAAAGGUUGCUUCCUUACAAGGAAAAUCUGACAGAUGAGCUCCUCAAGUCUCUGCAACUUAUCUUGAAGCUUGAUGCUCGGGUUGCUGAGGCGUUUCUUGAACAGAUAACCCAGGAGGUUAUGCACCUUGUCAAAGCAAAUGCUAUGCAGAUACGAUCACAUACGGGCUGGCGGACAAUUAUAUCUCUGCUUUCUUUUACUGCUCGGCAUCCAGAAGCAUCUGAAACAGGAUUCGAGACACUAUCAUUCAUCAUGCAUGAUGGGGCCCACCUCUUGCCUGCUAAUUACAUCCUCUGUUUGAAUGUGGCAGCUCAGUUUGCCGACUCCCGCAUCAGAAAUGUUGAUCAAUCUGUGAGAUCUUUAGACCUGAUGGCUGGAUCACUUGUUUCUCUGAUUAGAUGGUCUCACAAGGCGAAGGAGGCACUUGGGGAGGAGGCUGCUAUAAAAAUGACCCAGGAUAUAACGGAGAUGUGGCUAAGGCUGAUACAAGGACUCCGAAAAUUUUGUUUGGACCGGAGAGAAGAGGUUAGGGAUCACGCCAUCUUGAUGUUGCAGGGGUGCUUGACCGGAGUUGAUGGGAUUCUUAUCCCGAAAGAAUUGUGGUUGCAAUGUUUUGAUCAGGUGAUAUUUACAUUGCUGGAUGAAUUACUCAAUCUUGCCCAGAAGAGUUCUGUGAAGGAUUACAGGAGCACUGAAGAAGCAAUUGUUUUGGCCCUGAAGCUCAUGUUCAAAGUGUUUUUACAGUCUUUGCAGCAUCUUUUCCAGUUGACAUCCUUCUGCAAACUAUGGUUAGGGGUAUUGGGUCUAACAGACAGAUGCACGAAGGUGAAAUUCAAAGGGAAAAGGAGUGAGAAGAUCCCUGAACUCAUUCCCGAGCUCCUAAAGAACACUCUACUUGUCAUGAAAACAAGUGGAAUUCUGGUGCCAAGUGAUCCCAGCGGAGGAGACAGCUUCUGGAAGUUAACAUGGUUGCAUGUCCACAAUAUAUGCCCAUCCCUUCAAUCAGAAGUAUUUCCCACUAAUGAAUUAGAGCAGUUGGAAAAGCAGCACGUCCAAGCAGGUUGUAGUCCUCUUGCAGAGGGAAAUGUUCUCAUCUCCCCCUAGUAAUAGCACAGCUUGAAGAUAAAGUUCCCGUCGAGAGGGCUUUCGUAUAGUGAAAUUGACAUAUUCUUUGUUGGCACCAUCAUUAGCAUAAUUAGAUGGUGAAUUUUGCAGCUGAGAGCCGUUAAGCUUAACAGAUCUAUUGAAGCACCAUUUGGGAGCUGCAGGAGCAAAUCCAGUAUCAGCUUCUUCACUGUUUCCUUUGGUUUACAGUUCUGAUAUCUUCAUCUGAAAGCUUUAUAGUGCUUUCAUUUCACUCUUUAAAAGGCAUAUAUGCAGCCCUGUUGGCUGUCGAUACAAGAUUUAAGGGGGUUACUUUAAUGCAAUUUUGUGCCUCCAUCGCGGUACCUGUACUUAAGUCUGAUAGUUGUUACCAUUUUGGCUGUACAAUACUAGCAUACUAGUACCAAAUAGUGAUUGAUAGAACAAAAUGAUCCGAUCAGGUCGAUACACAGUUUUCUUGAAAUGAUAUGUUCCGAUUAACUAAGAA
Molecule: messenger RNA, 6457 nt
Organism: Nicotiana attenuata
Lineage: Eukaryota; Viridiplantae; Streptophyta; Magnoliopsida; Solanales; Solanaceae
Product: ARF guanine-nucleotide exchange factor GNOM-like
Exons: 3
Coding region: 1624-5970 (1448 amino acids)
Biological process (GO): regulation of ARF protein signal transduction
Molecular function (GO): guanyl-nucleotide exchange factor activity
Source: RefSeq, a predicted model, not a curated record